AUGCAGAAGACCAGCUACUACGACACCUCCCCGCUCUUUGGGGCUUAUUCCUAUCCGGGGGCCAACGGCUUUGGUUACGAGGGCCCUUCUCCGCAGCCUUUCCAGCCCGCGGCUCAUGUGGAGAGUGAUUACCAGCGUCCUGCCUGCACCCUCCAGUCUCUGGGCAACGCGGCCCCGCUUGCCAAGACGAAGGACCUGAACGGGAGCUGCCUGCGCCCCAGCUUGCCUCAGGAGCACCACCCGCCCCCGCCCGUCUCACCACCCACCAACCCCAUCACCGCCACCAGCGGGAGCGGCAGCACCACAUCCAACAGCACCGGCGGCAGCAAUAACCAUAGCCAAUCGGGGGCGGUCAAAAGUGUCCCGAGCAAAUCCAGCCUGGCCUCUAGUAACGCCGCCCUCACCAAGCAGAUUUUCCCCUGGAUGAAAGAGUCGAGGCAAAACGCCAAGCAGAAAAACAGCUCCCCCUGCGCAGCUACAAGCAGGGCAGAAAGCUGCAGCGGCGAGAAAAGCCCUCCAGGCUCCUCAGCCUCCAAGAGGGCCCGCACAGCUUACACCAGUGCCCAGCUGGUUGAGCUGGAGAAGGAAUUCCAUUUCAACCGCUACCUUUGCAGACCACGCCGAGUGGAGAUGGCUAACCUGUUAAACCUCAGUGAGCGUCAGAUCAAGAUCUGGUUCCAGAAUCGGAGGAUGAAAUACAAAAAGGAUCAGAAGUCAAAAGGCCUUGGGUCAUCCCCUGGGGGACCUUCUCCCACAGGGAGUCCGCCCCAAGCCCUACAGUCCUCUGCAGGCUUCCUGAAUGCCCUACACCCCAUGACUUCAAACUAUGAAGCUCCAUCUCCACCCUCUUUCAACAAACCACACCAGAAUGCCUAUGCCAUGCCCACUGCCUACCAAAACCCCAUCAAAGGAUGCCCCAGCCAACAGAAGUAUGCCAACACGGCACCCGAAUAUGAUCCUCAUGUCUUACAGGGUAAUGGGAGUGGCAGCUAUGGCCCCCCCAAUAUGCAAGGCAGCCCAGUCUAUGUGGGUGGCAAUUAUGUGGAUUCUAUGCCCAACUCUGCUUCAUCACUUUAUGGGCUGAACCCCCUUCAACAUCAUCAGCCCCACAGCAUGGAAUACAAUGGGGGGCCCCAGAUGGCCUCCAACCAGCACCAUGGGCCUUGUGAGGCUCACCCAACCUAUACAGACCUUUCUUCUCACCAUGCUUCUACUCAGGGUAGAAUCCAAGAGGCACCCAAACUGACCCAUCUGUGA
Pseudonaja textilis is the source of this 1257-nucleotide messenger RNA. It is a transcript of the gene HOXB3, whose product is annotated as homeobox B3. Gene Ontology annotation, cellular component: nucleus. The record is from RefSeq and is a predicted model, not a curated record. Gene Ontology annotation, biological process: regulation of transcription by RNA polymerase II; anterior/posterior pattern specification; embryonic skeletal system morphogenesis. Gene Ontology annotation, molecular function: RNA polymerase II cis-regulatory region sequence-specific DNA binding; DNA-binding transcription factor activity, RNA polymerase II-specific. NCBI's taxonomy places the organism in Eukaryota, Metazoa, Chordata, Lepidosauria, Squamata, Elapidae.